Messenger RNA from Aspergillus calidoustus, 768 nucleotides. The record is from the annotation of a GenBank genome assembly. Lineage: Eukaryota; Fungi; Ascomycota; Eurotiomycetes; Eurotiales; Aspergillaceae.
AUGAAGACUUUCUCCCUUCCCAUGGCCUUCCUGGCCACUGUCGGCGCUGCUCGAGCUCAGCUAAGUGUCAGCGAGUGUGCCAACAUGUGUCUCAGCAACAUGCUCGCCCUGGCUAAUGAUUUGGGAUGCGAUGACGGCGACCUCGAGUGUCUUUGCGAAACCCCCGACUACCGCUACGGUAUUCGUGACUGCACCGCUCAAGCCUGCCCUGGAGACGAUGCGUAUGCUGUUCUCAACGUGGCUCUUCAGCAAUGUCCUGGCGAAUCUGGCGGCGACCUCACCAUUACCCCAGACCCCGAGACCGAGACCACUACAGGUGCCGAGAGUGCUAGCUCGACCAUCAUCACUGGUUCUGACGGCACCACGACUCUGGUUGCAGUCACCACCUCCACUGGCACCACCACCACUGGCACCACUGGUACCACUGGCACCGACGGGGAGACUACGACUUCUGGCUCUGGCGAGACCACUACUCCGGGCGGACCUCUCGGGUCGAGCACUCCUGGUGUUUCUGCCACCGCAACCUCGACUCCUGGACAGUCUACCAGCACCGGUUCGCAUACUCCCAACACCACUACUCUCGCGACUUCAACAUCGACAUCGACUGACUCGAGUUCCACCUCAUCUGGCAACGACUCCGAGAAUGGAUCCUCGACGAGCCCCGGCAGUGGUGAGUCUACCGAUGCUCCCACCGGCGCCGCUCCUCGCAUGGCUAUCGCUACCGGUGCUGCGGGUGCCCUUGGUCUUGCCGCCCUUCUCGUUCUCUAA